GGCGACAUGGAGCUGUGUGCCGUGUUUCUGGUGGGUGUAGCCGCAUGAUUGUAGUUUCAGUUUGGGCGAGGCCACACUGCUUUCCCGACACGGUCAACUGCGGAGUCGAGAGAUUUCAUGACACAUAGCAGAGCCGAGGCGCAGUUACUCGGGGAUUUUUGCAGGCUUUUAAGCCCCAGUUCGCCUCGACAUUAUGCCCUCCAUUAAGGACUUGAGGCUGACUUAUGACGUUCUCAACGAAGAGGGGACGUUCUCGGAGGGGGACGCUAUAACGGGAAAAGUAACGCUGGAGCUCCUGAAGGAAACGCAAGUGGAAAGCCUCUUUGUCAAAGCGAAAGGAGACGCUAAUGUGCACUGGUCGGAAAAGCGUGGUGAUCGCCACUACUCGUACAACGCACACAGGAGACUUUUCAAAGACAAAAAGUUUUUGAUCCCCGAGAGCACCAGAGAGACUGUACUUCCUGCAGGGAUCCAUGUCUAUAAUUUCAGUCUGCAGAUACCACCCGGAGGUAUGCCAUCGUCCUUUAAAGGACAUCAUGGAAAGAUUGUCUACAGACUUGUAGCCAAGGUUGCCAGGAGUUGGCGGAUGGACCGUACAGUCGAUAAGGAGCUAAAGUUCGUCUCCAAGGCCAUUCCUAACAUUGCUCAUCUAAUGACUGGUCAGUUUGGUUCAGUGAAUAAAGAGAUGGGACUUUUCUCAAAAGGACAAGUAAACAUGGAGGUCACUGUUGACAGGGGAGCAUCUGCACCAGGUGGAACAGUGGCUGUUGUUGCAAAGAUCAACAAUUCCUCAUCCAAAGACAUGACACCCAAAUUAAGUUUAAAAAAGAAUGUGGUGUAUUCUGCGCAAGGCUCUAGAAAGCACGAAGAGUAUUCUGUCUGCAAAAUGGUUGGGAACGCUGUCACACCGCGGACAGACAAAACAGUUCAGUGGGCGAUGAGCAUCCCUGCUGAUGUGCCCCAGACCAUUAACAACUGUGACAUUAUCUCAGUGGAGUAUCAUAUAAAGGUGUGUUUGGACAUUAGUUUUUCUUUCGACCCUAAAGUCAAGCUUCCGUUUGUCAUCAUUCCUCCUGGCCUUACCUCUGGCCCUCAACCUGGUGGAGCUGUGGGUCCCAGUCCAUUUGGAGCUUUCGGGGGCCCGAGCAGCAGCGACUUCCCUCCCCCUGGUCUCCCUGCUGGACCUUAUCCUGUACACCCCGCUCCAGGCGCUCAUGCAUACCCACAAGGACCCACAUACCCAGCACUACAUGCCGGCUACCCAGCCAUGUACCCUGCUCCGAAUCCAGCCAUGGCAGGGGGUUACAAUAACCCGGUGCCCAGGCAGCCCUCUCCAUAUGGAUCUCCAUUUUCGUCUUCAUCAUCCUCACCAGUCCACCACCCUCCCCCUUCCGCCCCAACAUUUCACCCACCUCCGUCCGCCCCAGCAUUUCACCCACCUCCAUCUGCCCCAGACUUAAACCCACCCCCAUAUUCAAUGUUUAACCCUUCCCCAGCAUGCCCUACAUACAACCUACCUCCCACUGGCCCAGACACUACUACAAACUUCUUGUCUCAACCGGGGGAAGAAGCACCUCCAUCUUAUAUGGAUCUUUUCCCCCCAUCAGGCACUCAAACAUCUCCUACUGGGUCUGAUGGAAAGCAAUAAAAUGCCAUAUGACUAUUGCACUAUAUGAAAGGUCUAUUAACUGUGUGAUAAGGAAUAGCCAAGAGGUUCAUUGUGUAUAUGUCUAGCUAACUCUAAGUUAUAUCUACAGUGAGUGAACAGCUUUUUUGUGUUUUACAUACUGUUUUUGUUUGUUUGUUUUUAUGGUUUUUUUUGGUGAUGCUUAUUGGCUACUCAUAUCCUAUUUGUCCAUAUCUGUAGAUGGUCCUCUUUGGAAGCUGACAUAUACAAAGCAAGCAAUGCCACUAUUUGUCAUUCAUUUUGACACAUUUCCAAGUGUCAGGAACUGACUAUGGAUCAUCUUUUUAACAGUGAUUUAUUUCUCAUGUCCCUAGUUUCUCCACCUCAGCCUCUUGUGAUCUGACAAAAGAUGAAAGGGAAUAGACAAUCUCUUUUUCUACCUCUCCAUCACCUCUGCCUUCUUUUCAGUGAUAUAAAAGCUCUAACACUGUACAUAAACAGCAAAGGAAAUAUUUUUGUUCUGUUUUAUUGGGAAGUAAAAUGUAUUAGCAUUCAGCAAUAAAACCCAUGUUUUGCAUGUGACUACAAUGUAUCUCAACUAAUUCAGUCCAU
Myripristis murdjan (pinecone soldierfish) is the source of this 2239-nucleotide messenger RNA. RefSeq names its product arrestin domain-containing protein 2-like. The record is from RefSeq and is a predicted model, not a curated record. Lineage: Eukaryota; Metazoa; Chordata; Actinopteri; Holocentriformes; Holocentridae. Gene Ontology annotation, cellular component: cytoplasm; plasma membrane. Gene Ontology annotation, biological process: protein transport. Bases 194 to 1648 code for a protein of 484 amino acids. The transcript has 6 exons.